Molecule: messenger RNA, 6347 nt
Organism: Conger conger (European conger)
Lineage: Eukaryota; Metazoa; Chordata; Actinopteri; Anguilliformes; Congridae
Exons: 20
Coding region: 1-4668 (1555 amino acids)
Biological process (GO): B cell activation; negative regulation of B cell activation; DNA integration
Molecular function (GO): signaling receptor binding; protein tyrosine kinase binding; nucleic acid binding
Source: RefSeq, a predicted model, not a curated record
AUGGAGGUGGGAGAUUCCCCGUUAGAAGCGGUGGUAGCUGCCCAGCAGGCUGCUCUAAAUAGGCAGGAACAGGCGCUGCAUGCGCUGCAGGCACAGCAAGCUGCCACCACUGAGCAGCAGACCCUAGUGUUCCAACGCCAGGACGAGAUCCUGGCCAGGCUAGGCAGUCAGCAGGACAUGCUGCUGGGUCUCGCCGACAGUUUUCGGCAACUAGCGAGCGAGUUUCGCUCAGCUCAGGCUCUGGCCGGGGAGACGGGGUGGGCUGACGAACCGCUGAUGACUCUGUUCACGGACAUAGGGUCCGAAUUGGACGAGGAGGAGGCUAAGGAGUUCCUAAGUCCUGAGGUUAGGAUACCGGAGGAGGAGGAGCAGGAAGGGAGCCUGGAGUGGGACCCAGUGACUGGAACCUCCCUAUUGACGAGGGAGAGGAGCAGGGCCAUGAAAGAGUACAUUCGGGACGCCCUAGCCAAUGGGUUCAUCAGACCGUCCUCGUCACCGGCGGGGGCGGGGUUCGUUUUUGUUAAAAAAAAGGACGGGAGCCUAAGACCCUGUAUCGAUUACAGAGGCUUGAAUGCUAUCACCAUAAAAAAUAGGUACCCCCUUCCAUUGAUGAACUCUGCAUUUGAGCGCCUGCAAACAGCAUCAAUAUUCACCAAAUUAGACCUCCGUAAUGCGUACAAUUUGGUACGCAUACGGGAAGGCGAUGAAUGGAAAACAGCCUUCAACACACACUCUGGUCAUUACGAAUAUCUGGUUAUGCCGUUUGGCCUCACCAACGCCCCCACGGUGUUCCAGGCGCUCGUCAAUGAUGUGCUUCGAGAGAUGCUGGAGAAGUCCGUUUUCGUCUACCUGGACGAUAUUCUGAUCUUCUCCGCCACCCUCUCAGAGCUCAUCCGGCACGUAAAAAUGGUACUGACACGCUUAUUAGAAGCUCGCCUUUUUGUUAAGGCAGAGAAGUGCGUGUUUCACACGAGUUCAGUGUCUUUCCUCGGGUUUAUCGUUUCCGCCGGCAAAACCGAAAUGGACCCGAGAAAGAUUGCUGUCGUGAGGGAUUGGCCAACCCCGGAAUCGGUAAAACAGGUGCAGAGAUUCCUAGGGUUCGCCAACUUUUAUCGGCGGUUCAUCCGCAAUUUUAGCACGGUAGUCGCGCCCAUCACAGCACUCACUAGGAAGAGUGCCCCGGCGCGUUUUGUUUGGACACCUCGCGCAGAGGCGGCGUUCGUGGGUUUAAAAGAAAGGUUCUGUUCGGAACCCAUUUUGAUAACCCCUAACCCGUCCCUGCCGUUUAUUGUGGAGGUUGAUGCCUCCGAGCUGGGGGUGGGGGCUAUUCUUUCGCAACGGUCUCCCCAAGAUCAAAAGGUGCAUCCCUGCGCGUUUUUCUCUCUGUCACUGUCUCAGGCCGAGAGAAACUAUGACGUGGGGGAUCGAGAACUGCUAGCGGUCAAACUGGCCUUGGAAGAGUGGCGGCACUGGCUUGAGGGGGCGGAACAUCCGUUCACUGUGUGGACGGAUCAUAAGAACCUGGAAUACAUCCAGACCGCUAAAACACGCAACUCACGUCAGGCGCGCUGGGCGCUUUUUUUUGCGCGUUUUUCAUUUACAGUAACGUAUCGUCCAGAAUCUAAGAACAUUAAGCCAGACGCUCUCUCUCGGGUUUGCGACAAAACGGACCGGGAACACAAUCCGGAACCCGUUCUCUCUGGGGUUCGGAUUGUACCGCCUAUCAUUUGGGAGAUUGAGUCAGCGGUAGCAUUACGCCGUGACCCGGAUCCUGGAGGGGGUCCGCCGCACUGCCUUUUUGUGCCCGCUGGGGUCCGGUCCCAGGUGCUACAGUGGGGGCACGCCUCACGGCUGGCGGGGCAUCCCGGGGUUCGGCGCACCAAAGAUUUGUUGUCCCGACGAUUCUGGUGGCCCGGGAUGGAAAAGGACGUCCACGAGUUUGUGGGCGCAUGUCCAGUCUGUGCGCGCAGUAAGAGCUCCCACCGUCCCUCAGCAGGGCGGCUACGUCCGUUACCAGUCCCGAGGCGCCCCUGGAGUCACAUUGCGCUGGACUUUAUCACGGGGUUGCCACCAUCCGAGGGGAAAACGGUCAUUUUAAUGGUGGUGGAUCGGUUUUCCAAGGCGGCCCACUUCGUGGCACUGCCCAAAUUACCAUCGGCAGUGGAAACGGCACGGUUGGUGGUUGACCACGUGUUCCGGUUGCACGGGCUGCCUCAAGACGUAGUAUCAGAUCGUGGACCCCAGUUCACCUCCCGGUUCUGGCGGGCGUUCUGUUCUCUGCUGGGUGCUUCGGCUAGCCUGUCCUCUGGUUUUCACCCCGAGACCAACGGGCAGACGGAACGCACCAAUCAGACCCUCGAGAACACGCUACGGUGUCUGGCGGUUGACGAGCCCACUUCGUGGAGUCGUCAACUCACGUGGGCGGAAUACGCCCACAAUUCGCUGCAGAAUGCGUCCACAGGGCUCUCGCCUUUCGAGGUGCAGUCCGGGUAUCCCCCGCCACUGUUCCCGGAGUUAGAGAGAGGGGGCGAAGUGCCCUCUGCGGAGGCCUUUGUGCGGCGGUGCCAGACCACAUGGAGCAAGGUGCGGGCUGCCCUCGUAAGGGCUGCUGCCAACCAAAAAAGUGUGUUGGCACCUGCGGAGGUCCCGCCACCACCUCCACGGCUAAUUGACGGGGGUCCGGUCUACACCAUCCGCCGCAUCCUGGCUGAACGUCGCGUGGGCAGGGGCAAACAGUAUCUCAUUGACUGGGAGGGGUUUGGUCCUGAGGAACGUUGUUGGGUCCCCUCGAGGGACGUUCUGGACCCUGAUCUGAUCCCGGAGGACCUGCUGAUAAUCUACGAGGCCGAGGCGGAGCAGUGGGCCUCGUACCUGCGGUCCGUGCUGGCGGGGUGCGUACGGGAGGAAGGGGUGUGCCUCUACGACGUGGCGGCCGCAUCCAGCCGGCGGGAGGACUUCCUGUCACUGGCACGCUACCGCUGCAAGCUGCUGGUGCUGAGCGGCGGGAUGCUGGAGGGGCUGUGCCGGAUGCAACGCUUCUUCCUGGCCCGGGUGCUGCGGCCGGCGGCCAGCGUGGUGGUGCUGCUGUGCGGGGUGGAGAGCCUGGCGCCCCUGCUGAAGGCCGUGCCCCUGGAGGACGACUGCCUGGUGAUCUCCAGCGAGCAGGAUCCCCAGGAGUACCUGAGCGCCGUGGCUGAGAUCGUGCAGAGAGGUACCCAGACUGUGGAUGUUUCUGCCAUCACGACACGUGCGGCAGGAUUGGAACUGAAGGAUAAGAGCCUUCCAGCUGUGGCUCCGCCCGCCAGAGCCCCCAUGAUGGUGCUGCCUGCCAGGGUGCCCAGUGAGAACCCAGGAGAGGUGUAUAUCCUGCUGAAGGAGUCUGUGGACAGUAAAGAUGUUGAGGUGGAGUUUCAAAGCAAGAAGGAAAAGAUACGAGUGAAACCUGAAAUCUGGAAUGAACAGACACUCUGUGUGAAAGCUGCAGACCUCCCCCCAGGUGCAGUGGGUGUGACGCUGUACUGCGGUGGAACGGCGAAGGCCAAGGCUACCCUGCAGUACUACUCAACCAUGGGCGAGGUGGCAAGGCUCCUCCAGAAAGCGGCAGACCCCCUGGAGUUCAUGCUGCAGGCCUUUGGAAUCUCCACUCCCGAGCUGCUGGACCAGGUCCUGACCUCAGCUCUGAUGGAGAAGAUGCCAGCAGGAGGGUUCCUGGGAUUGCAGGGGAACGUAGACCUGGAGGGCGAGGUACAUUCUGAAGAUCUUCCCACCCUGCUCCACUUUGCGGCCCAGAACGGUCUGCUAGGCGUGGCCAGUGUACUUCUGCAGUGCCCUGGGGCAGAGCAGGCCCUCCGCAUCGCCAACCGCCACGGGGACACGCCCCUGAAGCUCGCUGAGAGGCAAGGCCACGCCCCGCUCCAGGUCCUCUUGCAGGAAACUCUGAACGUCUCGAAGGGCGUCACAGCGAAGGCCGACGAAGACAUUUACGAGAAGAUGGGGUCCGCAGUUAAAGCCCUGAUGGAAGACAGCUAUGGGGAAAGCGAUGAGGGAGGGGCCCAGGAUGAGGAGGAAGAGGACCCUUACGCACCCAUCGGCAUCGAUGACGAAGAGUACGACACGAUUCUGACCUCCAGUAAAGCCAUGAUAAUGGCCAAUCGGCCCCCUGCCCCAAUCCCCAGACCUGAGGCCAUGGUAGAGAGCAGUACGCCUUUUAUCGCACAAGUCUUCCAGAAAAAGAUAUCUCAAGGAGAGUCCGACAUGUUGGAUUUUCUGUCUCCUAAACAAGCCCGCAGCCCCAGCACUGUUUCCUCCGUGUACGACACGAUGGCGCCCGACCAGCCGCCUGGUCUGCAGGAGCUCAUCCAGCUUCAGGAGCAGGUGAAGCUGGGCUCGCUGUCCAUGGACGAAGCCCUGGAGCGCUUCAGCGACUGGCAGCGGGUCCAGAAGGGCCUGGACUCCAUACAGCAGGAGAAACUCCGCCAACUGAGGGCGAGCAUCAUCAACAACAGAGAGGACGAUGAAAGCGUCUAUGAUAAAAUCAGCAUUGUUCAUCAUACGCCAGAUGUGAGCGGAUCUGAGGACAGAAGAAAGAGUCUCCCCUUGGAGACAUAUUUCUACAGCAAGCCACUCAAAGGACAUCCUUCUGACAUCAGGAAGGCUGACAAGCAGUAGAUGUUUUUGUUGUCUGGGCUUAUCCAUUACCCAUUAUCUUCUCUGCUGCAGUGUUUGGUCUCCCUUCUCCUUGGAGGAAAACUUCCUGAAAGAGACAUACAUCUAAUAUGUCCUGUAGCCUCUCCACUGGUCUCCAUUUUGUAGUUGUUCAUGUUUUGAAGGCAAUAAUAAUCAUUUGUAAUAACUUGAAUAACAAAUUGAAUAACUUGAUCAGUUUUUAAUUAUUUUUGUAAUCUUUUUCCAUAUUUCAGUAAUUUUUCUAUUGCAUCUAUAAGGACCUUUUUAGUUGAUUGCCUGAACUGCUUGUGAGUACAAUUUGGCAGCACUUUUGAAAACCCAUCCACAUCAAUUGCUCUUGUGAGGGUUGUGUAAGUAGUUUUUUUAGUUUAUUUUGUAUUCAACGUUCAACAAGGAUUAAAACUGCACAAACUAUGUUUAAAAAAGUGGGAAAAAAUAAUGGAAUGACAAAUGCAGCAUUAAGCGCUAUCAUUUUUCUGUGCAUUUUUUCUCACAUUUGAGCAAAAUAUCAGUUUCUUCCUCAUAUUUAGUGAGGAAAGUUCUUUGAAAUGACAGGUGUAAAUGUUAAAUGUGCUAUCCCAAAAUUAUAUAUCAGCUAAACAUUUAAUUAUUUAGUGGGUAUGAGUCAUUAAGAUAAUUACAUAUUUAGCUAAAUGCAAUAAACAUGUAGCUAGCUAAAUGUAUAAAACAUUUAAGUAGAUAUAUGAAACAUUUAGUUAAAUGCUUCAAACAUUUAGCUAAAUGUUUGUGAAGACUCACAUAUUUAUAAAUAAAUAGACUUUACAAAUAAAUCCAUCCAUCCAUCCAUUAUCUGAACCCGCGUAUCCUGAACAGGGUCGCUGGAGCCUAUCCCAACAUACAUUGGGCGAAAGGCAGGAAUACACCCUGGACAGGUCGCCAGUCCAUCGCAGGGCACACACACCAUUCACUCACAUACUCAUACCUAUGGGCAAUUUAGACUCCCUAAUCAGCCUAAUCUGCAUGUCUUUGGACUGUGGGAGGAAACCGGAGUACCCGGAGGAAACCCACGCAGACACGGGGAGAACAUGCAAACUCCACACAGAGAGGCCCCGGCCGACGGGGAUUCGAACCCAGGACCUCCUUGCUGAGAGGCGGCAGUGCUACUCACUGCACCAUCCGUGCCGCCACAAAUAAAUCUAUAAAAAAAUAUAUUGCUUAAAGGUACAAUUGGUAAUUUCAGACUCCUAAGGGUCAAGCGGCAACAAACACCCUCAAAUCACAACACUGUUUAUCCCUCCCCCUUCUGUGUGAGUUGAAACCCCCCUCCCCCGCCACCCUGUUGGCUGUGGCAAUUACAACCAAUGUUCAACCAAUAAGCUUGAAUUAUUGUACAGCUGUACAAUGUUUUGGUACAGAGCGUUGGUCCGUCAACUGUAUAUUUUAAAACCUGAAUGUAAGGACUAUAAACACAGCCGGAGGGUGAGUCAACAUGUCUGUGAGUCUUGUUCAAUGAUAGGAUGGGAUUUACAAUGGUAUUGUAACAAUGUUUUAACACAAAAAUCUUACCUAUUGUACCUUUCAAUGUGGGUAAAAAUGCACCUAAAAAUGAGUGUUUAAUGUCAUAUUUGGUAGCCAAUAGUACAUUAGAUUAAUAUGUUAAUUUGGUUCAAAUAAAGUUGUCUGUCUUUAUGCACGGGGUC